Molecule: messenger RNA, 2686 nt
Organism: Thalassophryne amazonica
Lineage: Eukaryota; Metazoa; Chordata; Actinopteri; Batrachoidiformes; Batrachoididae
Gene: ess2
Product: ess-2 splicing factor homolog
Cellular component (GO): catalytic step 2 spliceosome
Source: RefSeq, a predicted model, not a curated record
ACGCACCAAAGAAGAAGACGGAGCUCGACGAUGUUUUUGGGCCUUGUUUUUGUGGUAGCUAUUUAUUAGAUUUCAGACAGUUUUAACAUUUCGAAAGUUUUGCCAGUUUCGACUUAAGACAUUGUAGUAACCUCAGGGAUUUCUUGUUUGCUUUAUGAGAUUCGGCAGCAACGAGUCGUUCUGAAAACGUUUGUUGACAGCUCAAGUCGACACAGUGAGUCUGGGCUGAGAGUCAGAGUGUCCACCUUAAAGGAGGUUUGCUGAUUUAACAAAAAAAAAAAAAAGAAGAAGAAAAGCGAAUUAUCGGUAACGUAAUUUCGACAGUUUCGAAACUCAUCUGUAAUAGCAGGAGCAGAAAGAAGCGUCGUUAGCGUCGCAGGCAAACAGGUCCCAUCAUGGAGGGCAGCGCCAGCGUCAGGAGGGCGCUGUCCGGGACUCUGGUCCCUUCAGCGGUCACAGCAACAGUGGCUCUGCGACAAGAACCGGAGGAAGGACAGAAAGAGAAGCCGAAAAGAAAACUCCUGGAUGAGGAAGAGUAUGUUGAGAGCUUAGGAAAGAUCAUUCAGAGGGAUUUCUUCCCUGAUUUGACAAAAUUGCAAGCACAAAAGGACUAUCUGGAAGCAGAGGAAAGUGGUGACCUUCAGCGAAUGAGAGACAUAUCCAUACGCUAUGGAUCAGCUUUGACAAAAUCCACACCACAGUCUUCUGCCCCCUAUGUGACACCGGCAAGCUUUGAGACACCAGUGGGCCAGUCAGGGUCUCCCUCUGCCACUCCCAGAAAACAGAUCCCCAUUAUUAAAGGUAUCGAUGGUGAAAACAAGAAUGAUGAGAAGACUGAGAAACAGCUGCCUUCUCUGGACCAUUUUCUUGCUAAAAAUACCAGUGAGGAUAAUGCAUUAUUUGAGCAGAUAAUGGAUCUGGCAAAAGACAAGGAAAAGCUGAAGCAUGCCUGGUUAUAUGAAGCAGAAGAGGAAUUUAAACAGCGCCAUGAAGAGUGCCUGGCCUUGCCAUCAGCAGAGAAAGCAGUACUUGACUCUGUUAAAGCUGGACUGGAGACGUGGAAAUACCAGGCAAAGAAUGCCCUGAUGUAUUAUCCAGAGGGAGUCAAAGAUGAUGAUGCUGUGUUUAAGAAGCCAAGGGAGGUUGUCCAUAGGAACACCCGCGUUAAUCGAGACCCAUUCAGCAAAGCUCUUAACAGCCAGAUUCAGCAGGCUGCUGCCCUCAAUGCAAUGUUUAAACAGGGUAAAGUUGGUCCUGAUGGGAAAGAGCUUCAUCCCACAUGGAGCUCCAACAGUCAAUGGAUUGUUUUGAAAGGGACUCCUUCCCCCGCCCCUGGUGUGGCAGACUCUCCUCUAAUGACCUGGGGUGAGAUCGAGAGCACCCCGUUUCGUCUGGAUGGGUCAGACACCCCAUAUGUGGAGAGGAAUCACGGCCCAUCCUUUAAGAUUCCAGAACCAGGGAGACGGGAGCGACUGGGUUUGAAGAUGGACGAAGCUGCUGCCAAAAACCGUGCAAAACAAGAGGCACUUAGGAAAGUCACAGAGAACCUGGCGAGUCUUACAACCUAAGGUAUGAGUCCAGCUCUCACGCCUGCCCUGCAAAGACUUGUCAAUCGGACUUCCAGCAAAUACACAGACACACUAAGGGCAAGCUACACCCCGUCGCCCUCACACAGAGUAACGACCUGCAAGUCUCCCUUCGCUGGUCCGUCCACUCCAGCAGCAACUCUAAUGCCCAGAUAAGCAAAGACCACCAGUUCCUCAGGACCUACUUCAAUCACAGACAACCUAUUACAGCUUCCCAAGAAGCGGAAAGCAUCAGACUUUUUCUGAGACGAAACAUUGUUCUCAGAGAAAUUUUGAACACAAUAGACUUGUACGGGGCAAAAAUGUGACAAUCAUAUCUUAAAAUCCAGUUCUUUCUCCUCUUUUUGUGUGAAUGUCUGUACAGACAAUUGACAAUUGUAAAGCUGAAGACCUUUGUAAGAAUUUGUUUUUGCAGUAUAGGGUAAAGUAGAAUCCAAUGAAACUGUUGAAGUGCGACCUUUAUCUCUGUAUUAUGUCAUUUACACCUUUCAAAUUGUUGCCGUAAAUGCAUGGCAUGCAUGGUACUGUUGAGUGCAGGAGAUGCUGUGUACAUUCAAGGCCAAGCAAUGUUUGUAUUUUUGAAAAACAUGCAUACAAGUAUAUAAAAUGAGAUUCACUACGCUACAGAGUCAUAAUAGUUGCAAAGUAUUCUCUCUGCUUAACAUUCUCUUAACUGGUUUUCAACAAAUCAGCCCCUCAAAAGGCAGGGGUUAAAAAUAAUUUUAAAAAUUUCAAGUGAAAGCAGCAGCUCUGCAAAUUUCUUGUUAAAAAACUGCGUCUUUGACUAAAGUUUGGGCUUCUGGUUGAGAUGGGUGAGGACCAGUGAAGGUACUAGUUUGCGUUUCAUUUGUGGCAUCUUUCAACAUGUACAAUCAAGGAACAUGUUCACGUGUUUAAAGACAUGAGUGUAAUCUACACUACAGGUAGUUUGAGAUAUUUAUGUGUAAAAACUAUCUGAAGCAAUUUCCACUUGCUUCAUCAGCAUUCUUACUUCUGGUUUUAUGUCAGUAUCGGUUCAUCUUGCCAUUGAUUUAUAUCAAUAUUUAUACACAAAAAAAUACUGUGCUGAAUGUUUGUAAAAAAAAUAAAAAUGCAUUUUC